Messenger RNA from Diabrotica virgifera virgifera (western corn rootworm), 497 nucleotides. RefSeq lists its product as uncharacterized. The record is from RefSeq and is a predicted model, not a curated record. Lineage: Eukaryota; Metazoa; Arthropoda; Insecta; Coleoptera; Chrysomelidae. The transcript has 3 exons. The coding region runs from base 71 to 415 and encodes 114 amino acids.
UAUAAGCUAUUCGAGAUUAACAAAAACUAUUAGUUUACUGCUAAGUCACACAGUUUUCGCAUUUGUCAAAAUGUUCAAAACUUUUUUAAUUUUAGGUGUCGUGAGUUGUCUUGUAGUAUGUAUUCAAUGUGAGAGUGUAAAUGCAUGUCCAGAUGAACUAUCUCCGGGACACUUACGUUGUGACGACACAAUCUCAACUGGUUUCAAUGAUCCGAUUCAUACACGCUGCCCUCCCAGUGGUUUCUUUACAUCAAAAAUUACGUGUGUACUGGUAACAGACCUUUAUAGAGGCACUAGUAAACCUGUAAUUAAUGGAGGAGUUGGAUUUGCUUAUGUAGAAGUUGAUAUUGAUUCUGAUUUAUUAACAAAAUUAUCCUACGAAAUUCAAGUUUACACUCAACUAGCACCCCCCUAAGUUAAUAGUUAAAAUAUGUUUACAACGCAUUUUAUUUACUGAACAUGAUAUUAUUUGUCGAUAUUAAAAAAGUUUAACAAUU